Messenger RNA from Malaclemys terrapin pileata, 3698 nucleotides. It is a transcript of the gene FRMD1, whose product is annotated as FERM domain containing 1. Gene Ontology annotation, cellular component: cytoskeleton; cytoplasmic side of apical plasma membrane. The coding region runs from base 510 to 2342 and encodes 610 amino acids. The record is from RefSeq and is a predicted model, not a curated record. The transcript is spliced from 15 exons. Gene Ontology annotation, biological process: positive regulation of hippo signaling. Lineage: Eukaryota; Metazoa; Chordata; Testudines; Emydidae.
GCCGCCUCUCCACGUGCACUGCCUUGAGAAGGCAACAAAGCGGCUCCCGCGGCGUGUUUACAGCCGCUAGCCGGGUCUGAGGGGUAGCGCCUGGGGCUGCCUGGCCCCUCACUGCAAGUAGCAGCAGCCCGUGCCGCGUGUGCCACCGUCCUGUACCUGCUGGGGCGUGUCUGUGGGAAGCCAGUGAAUAUAUCCGCGUUUCAAUCCCUCUCCCUGCUCUCGGGGGUGGUGAAGGGUACCUGGCCGCAGGGUGGGACCGAGCCGUUGCGCUGAGGCAGAGCAUUGGAUGCUGCGUCCGAGAGAAGGAGCUCAGGUUCCUCCUGCGCUUGGCAAAAUCCAACCCCCCUCAUCCUAAAAAUAAGGGGGGAUCGGUUGGCUAUUGGCUCCUGCGGGAAUAACUAUGGUAUCUCCCGGAUGCCACAAUGGGUGUGAGGAAUGAAGGGAGCCUGGUUUCAGUCCUGAGAAGAGUGCCCCAAUAGCCAGCUGGAGCGGGUCAGAGAAGCUCUGCAAUGAGCAGACAGCUAUUGCAAAGCAGGAUGCAGCAGGAAUAUCGGAAUGUUUGCGUCCUUCUGCCCAACAGAGAGCAACUCAGUGUAACCAUUGGGGUAAAAGCCACCGGACAGGAGCUCUUCCAGCAAGUUUGUGACUUAGUGAAGAUUAAAGACCCUCACUUCUUUGGCCUCAGUAUUGUUAAAAACAAUGAAUAUGUAUUUAUGGACCUGGAGCAGAAGCUUAGCAAAUACUUCUCGAAGGAAUGGAAGAAAGAGACGAGCAAAGGGACAGAGAAGUUCACCCCUCCUUUUGUUGCCUUCUUCAGGGUACAGUACUACGUAGAAAAUGGAAGGGCCAUAAGUGACAUGGCAGCACGGCACCUGUACUACUGCCAUCUCAAGGAGCAGGUGUUGAGGUCUCGGUGCCUCCACAAAGAAGAAAUCUACUUCCUGCUGGCUGCGUACGGUUUACAGGCUGACUUGGGCAACUACAUGGAGAAUGUCCAUGUUGGGAAAUAUUUUGAACCUCAAGCCUAUUUCCCACAGUGGAUAAUUGCAAAGAGGGGGAGUGACUAUAUCUUGAAGCAUGCUCCAGAGAUGCACCAAGAACAGCAAGAUCUGACUGCUAAAGAUGCAAUCCUGAAGUUCAUUAAGGAGUCCUGUUUGCUGGAAGAUGUACCUGUCCAUUAUUACAGAUUACAGAAGGAUAAGAAGGAAGAUCGCCCAACAGUUGUCCUGGGCCUCACCCUUAAAGGAAUUCACAUCUAUCAGGAGGUGAACCAUGUCAGCCAGCUGCUGUAUGACUUUCCCUGGUCACACAUUGGGAAACUCGCGUUUCUGGGGAAAAAAUUUGAGAUCCAGCCGGACGGUUUGCCCUCUGCCCGGAAGCUGGUGUACUACACAGGUUGCCCUUUCCGGUCACGACACUUGCUGCAGCUCCUGAGCAACAGCCACCGACUCUUUCUGAACAUCCAGCCGGUGCUGAAGCAUAUCCGAAAGCUGGAGGAGGCGGAAGAGAAGAAGCGUUAUCGGGAAUCCUACAUCAGUGACACUCUGGAGAUGGACCUUGACCCCUCGGAUAAGCACUCCCACGGCAGUGGAAGCAGUGGGGGCAGCCGGAGGAACAAUAGACUAUCUCGUCAGUCAACUGGGAGCCACGGCAGCUCGCACACGUCUGGUAUUGAGGCAGAUUCGAGGCACAGGAUGUCAGUGGAAAUGUCAGUGGAUGAGCCCUUCGGUAUCGAUCGGGUUCAUCGGAAGGAGAAAUCAUGCAGCUCGACAGUUAGCUAUGGCAGCUCUGGCAUUGACAGUGGUGGCAAAGGGAGAGCUGAAGAUGACUCUCAGGAUGACGAGGUUGAGCUGGCAGUGGAUGAGCCUGAGGAGGUGCCUGUGGAUGAGCCUGUAGAGAGAAACCAGUUGGAGGAGGCAGCUGAAGGAGAGUCUGUCAGUUCUCUUGCUUUAGAUGCACUUUGCUGUCAAGCCCUUAAGCAGAAGCCUCUCUCUGUGGUACAAGUCACACUGAUAAAAAUGAGAGGCCAAAGUGUGGAAUCUCUUCAUCAGCAGGUGAGACAGCCUAAAGACAGGAGCUGCGCAGACCAGCACAGCCAGAGUUUGGAUGACAUCCGUCUUUACAAGCAUCGGCAUCCACCGCUAAGCUCCACAUUAUCUUCGGACACCUCCCACAGCUACACAUUUGGUUGUGCACUGGAGGAUAAGCUGGCCAACUACGGCUGCGUUUAUUCAACAGCAGACUGCAAAACCAAGUCCGCCCUCUAUGGAAAGAGAUCCAUGAACUGCCUGUCUCUGGAUCUCUUGGGAGAAGACCAGCUGCCGGAGGAGUUUGUGGUGUAGCCAAGUUGGCAAGGUCCUAACCAAGGAGACGGCUCAUUAGGGAAAUAAAAGCUACUAUAUAUACCUCAUCAAUGCAUGAUACAUUGCUUUUGAUCUCGGAGGUGAUUGGUAAAUGACUUUUGUACCCUAUUAAGGGAUGUAUAAGUAGUGUCACAACCCAACAAUCCUGACAAAAGUGCAAGUUUAUUACAGGGCAGCACUUUAAUUAAAAAGAAAAAUACUGGCAAUGGAAUAUCUGUCCUCUACCCAGCGCACAGUUAAAGUGGACUGCCCCAAUAGAAUAGACAAUUUUUUUAUUUAAAAUACCAGUGGGCAGUUGGCCCAAAACACCUAAUAAGCUAAUAGCACAGAGAGCACAUCUGAAUUGACUUACCUGAAAGCAACUACAGAUUCCACAUUGAUUUUUUUUUUUUAAAGCCACCUACUUCCUGACCUUUUGUGCCCAUAAUGUUACACUAAUCCAGUGUGUUGGUCCCCUUGAAUUCACUCUACUGAGGUACCUGCUGUCAACUGUCAGUUUUCUCCUAGAACAUAUCUCAGCCUACCAGCAAUGGGGAUGGACCUUCUGCAGCUCUGUAAUAUCUAUACCUGUCCUGCUCCCUUUGAAAUCAAUGGAAGCUUCACUGUUGGCUUCACUAGGAGCAGGAUCUGCCCCAUUGUGGGUUUGUUUCUAGGUUCCCUCCCCCACCAAACCAAAAACAUACCAGCAAUUGUACUGCUGUUUUUUUAAACUGCAUUUUAGAGCAACGAAGUGGGAACCACUGGCCACUAACUAUUGCCACAAACCUCCACUAUUGAUCCCUAGAUACAGUCUUCAUCCUCGUUAUUGUUUGGAAAAUAACAGGAUGACUCAACUACUUCCAGCAGUUUGGAUUUUGAGGAAGUCAUGACAAAAGUGCUAAUUGAUAGGCUUUUCAGGAAAGAAGUAUGACUGGAGAAGUUGUUCAAGGAUGAUGGCUUCUACUUGAAUCAGCACUUUUUAAAAAACAACUCCAUUCCAUAUGAAUUCACCCUCUGAGUUUUGGAGGUCGAACAUGGAGAAAAUAGAUUUCAGGGGAUGACUAGAGUAGUUAUUAGGGAUGAUGCCCAGUUUUGGUUUUGAUUGGGGCAUUCAGCUGGUGAAGGAUGUGACUGUAAGGCACCUGAUGAUAUAUAUUUGUGGUUGUUUCUGAAUCAAAGGUAGUGGUGUGUGGGUUUGUUUUUUUUUGAGUGCUAUGGAGCUGUGCCAGUGUUCUGUGUAAAGAUACGUGUGCUGGUACUAUACGAUAAAAAGUGCUCAUAUUAGGUCUGGAGAUGAGAUGCUUUCUGCCUUCAUUCACAAAAAUGAUGCUAUGUUGUUUUCCCCUUUUUUCCCAC